AUGUUGAAAAUAUCGUUGUUGGGUCUUCUCGUAGGACUGAUUUUGAGUAUUGCAGUGAGCGAUGUAUCGGCGAAAAUAGUGCAAAGGAUUGUUGGCGGCCUGGAGGCUCCACCCGGACGUUUCUUACAUCAAGUGUCUCUUCAAAUACUCAACGGGGAUUGUAGUUUUCAUGUUUGCGGUGGCAGCAUCAUCGAUGAUUUGCACAUCGUCACAGCCGCCCACUGCCUCACUAACGAAGUCACUCACGAUUUCAACCAUAAACAAAUUACCGUCGUGGCUGGUACGCAAAAUCUGCGUAACAAAACCUCUGGCAUUUAUCGCGACGUCCAGUACACCUACAUACCUGCCUCUUAUAAGUUGAACGCUCCUUUUCAUGAUAUAGCAAUUUUGAGGUUGAAACAACCGUUGCCUCUCAACGAUGAACACCAAAGUAAUCAAAGAAUAAGGGCAGUCAAAUUACCUGCUGUCAAUCAAUAUCUGCCAGGCUAUACUAAUACACAAUAUGCCAGCGCGAGUGGCUUCGGUGUUUUCCAAGAACGAUGGAAUACUUAUACUCGCCAAAAAGAGCAAAGCUUGACCAGUCCAACUCUAAAGUACACCUUUGGAAGGAUUAACGUGGUCAGGAACGACUGCCUACCUACGCAAAUCUGUGUUACGGCCUUGGACCAGCGUAGGCCGGGUGAGGAUGGUGGCAUAUGCCAGGGUGACAGCGGUGGUCCACUCACUGAUGAAUCAACGAAUACCCUGAUUGGUAUCACUAGUCGAACCCUUAAGAGAGGGUGCGGAGAAAUGUCCUGGUUCACUAGAGUCUCGUCCUUUGUAAAUUUCAUCAAUAAGGUCGUUCAAAUAUCAUGGCGAGGCGGUCUCGUGAAUCCUAAAUACAUAAGUUUACAUAUUCAGAACUUUGAUCAUGCACAUAUUAUGCAAAAGAUUCCACAUUGUUCAUAG
This is a messenger RNA of Trichogramma pretiosum, 948 nucleotides long. RefSeq names its product chymotrypsin-C-like. Gene Ontology annotation, molecular function: serine-type endopeptidase activity. The transcript has 4 exons. Bases 1 to 948 code for a protein of 315 amino acids. The record is from RefSeq and is a predicted model, not a curated record. Gene Ontology annotation, biological process: proteolysis. Lineage: Eukaryota; Metazoa; Arthropoda; Insecta; Hymenoptera; Trichogrammatidae.